This is a messenger RNA of Perca flavescens (yellow perch), 4472 nucleotides long. RefSeq names its product enolase-phosphatase E1. The transcript is spliced from 6 exons. The record is from RefSeq and is a predicted model, not a curated record. Lineage: Eukaryota; Metazoa; Chordata; Actinopteri; Perciformes; Percidae. The coding region runs from base 239 to 4360 and encodes 1373 amino acids.
AUGCGCCACCGACUCGGCUGAGUUUAAUCACCCUCUUCUCUUCCUCUUAAUAAUGAUACACCGGACAUAUGUCUGUAUAAGGAACUGAACCGCGGCUAGCAGCGGAGGUCUUCAAACCUGCUUGCGUUCGCAUGGAAGCUUGCUGUCGAGUUUUAAACUGCCAGGUGGGUUUAAUUAGUCAACGGGGUCCCAUCCAGAGGACAUUCAAUCCGAGGGUCAACAAGGACGAAGUCUGAAGAUGGACCCCGAGAGUGCCUUCACCAGGGUGGAGAGGACUUUCUGGACAGCUUGGUACUAUAUAACCGGAGCUGUGAACAGAUUCAUCAGGCCAGAGCCCGCUGACAUCGCCAGCAAUGACAUACAGCCCAUCCAGGGAUCUGCGGUUCACAGUGAGCCCGUUAACUCUGGUGAUGCAGAUGUUGAUGUUGGCGGAAGGGGGAUCGAUGAGGAACAGCCUCUUGCGACAGCCUCUCUGCUUAGCUCAUCUCGGCCACUUGUUGCCGGGGAACUUUGCGCCACAGACAUCGACUUAAGGCCUGAUGAAGAAAGCGUGCAGUACACAGUCCAGCCGAACAGAAUCAGCGAGAGCAAAGCAACUGAGGAAGGUGAGGGCACAAGAGAGGAACAGUUUGCCCGAGUGAUAAAUGACGAUGCUGGGCUGCUGGUUGCAAAGGAAGACAAACAAGAAGACAAACCAGAAAAAAACGGAGAUCGGAAAUUGCCCAGUCAAGAUGAGACGCCGGAGAAUGAAGAACAUACGAACACCAGGUCAAAAAGACUUACAGGUGAUGCAAUUUGUGAAGACAUGGAGGAAAGUGGAAGAAAUGCUGGUGCUGAUGAGGUGUCAAUGACAGUGGAUGAACAUCAAAAAAUGGACAAAACCAUCCCAGUGAAGGAAGAAGACGAUAAAAUGGAGCUUGAACAUAAACAAGAUUUGGUGGCGGAAGACAUUGAGGUAGAAUUGUGCACAAUAAAAGAUUUGAGUGUAAAAGAAGAGGAUAACAUGCACAUUGAAGAGGCAAAGUUGCAGAGGAAUGAGACAGAUACAGCGGUGACGCAUGAGGAAGCAGAAUACAGGGAUAGUGUGCAACAGCUGAUGAAGUCUGAUGAAGCAGCAAAACAAGUUGAAAAUCAGCUGUCAGUCUGUAAAGAGUUGUCAGACGACGGCAGAGAUUUCAAGGGAGACCCAGGCUUUACUUCACUGCAUGUUGAAUUGCAAACGACCUACGACAAAAGUGGCAUUGUGCCUGAGGAGGAGGUAAUUGUUGUCGAGCAAGAGCGUGUGAUGACUCAUAGAAGUGGAAGAGGUGUGAAAGAGGAGGAUGAGAGCGUACUGGAUGACGGUGCUGUCAUUGAGGAAGAAAAUAUGAAUGAGACCGCAAACAACCAGACAACAGAUGAAGGGCCAGAGCAGGAAGACGACAUCGGAACAGUUACAGAAGACAGACAAGAAGAAGACAAUUUUUCUGAACUUGAAGUAGUCACACAGAAUGCUAAAACAGAGCCACACACAGCUGAAUUUGCAGAUGGAGAACAAGAGGAUGUGGCUAAGGACGCCGAAGUGCAAACUACAACAAGAGAGGCUGAUGAUGUUGAGACAGAAAGUCAUGGCACCGUGAUCGAAGAAAAGUCUGAUGUGACAACGGCUCACAUUUGUGUAGAGGAGAGGCUUUCCAGUGAAGUCCGUAACAAAGAAAAUAGCAUGGAAAUAGGAUGUACAACCACCUCAGCUACGGAAAAAUCUGAAGGCGAGACUAGACAGGAAAUGACUGAAAAGCUUAAAAAUAUUCCCCAUGGGAUAUGUGAAGGCCGGUUUGUUGUUUCGCAAGAGCUAAACUCUCCAACAUGUGAGGAAACACAAGAGGGAGUUCCUGAAUACAACAAUGAGCCUGGGCCAGAGGAAAAUACAACACAAAGGUUCCUGGAAGAAGGAGAUUGCGAGGAAAUCCAGGGCAGCCAAUUACCAGAAGAGGUGGAGAGCAAAGAGCCGGAGAACCUUCAAAACAGUGACUUUAGCACCGGAGCUGACUAUUUACUGGUGAGGGAGCAUAUGGAAGAGAAACGAGAAAGCCCACGAGAUAUAACGGGUAGCUUUGAAGCUGGAUUGCCACACGAAACAGAGAAACCACUUGUUGAAGUAGUAAUUCAAGAAUCAGGACAUUUACUUGCGGAAGAGGAAGGAGAAUUACUGGUCGACUUAAUGAAGACGGGGAUUGAACACUUGAAAUUUGAGUCAGACGUCGGCUUACCAGACGAGAGCGACAAGGCACAAGAUAGGCCUGAAGGGCUUUUGGUUGAAUUUGAAAUAGACAAAGAGCUACAUGAUUCCAAAGCUGAUGCUGCUGGAAAUGGCAGUGAGACGCCAGGAGCUGUAACAGCAGAGGAAGAGGUUGGAUUUGCUGAUGAAACUUUGCUUGAGGUCAAAGAACAGAAGAUGACAGAGACUAGCUUCUUUCAGGAAGAGGUAGAUGCUAUAGACUCAGAGCAAAACAGCACCAUGACUCCUAGUUCACUAGAAGACAUUAUUAAAUCUGGACUCCUGAAACAGUCGGCUGAGACUGAGCCUGAAUUACUUGAAGAUGUAGAAAUGCAAGAUGUAGAAAUGCAAGAUGCAGGGAUAGAUAUGGAAGAAACAGGUAAUGGAGUGGAGGAGGAUGCAGGAGAAGAUGAAAAGCAGAACAAAAAUGAGUUGGAGUUUUUACAUCUGCAGGUAGCAGGAUUGGCUGAAUCUGAAUCGUAUAGACCAGUUGAGUCACUGCAGAUGGAAAAUCAAUUAUCAGACGAAGCACUUGAGAUAAGCAAUGAGGAGGGUUUAACUGAAGCAGCAGGUGAAUCAAAGACAGCCGAGUCCAAACGGAGAGAUUUGACUUUAUCAACAGAAGAAGUGGCAAAGCAUGUGACAGAAUUGGAGGGGAGUUGUGCCGAAGAAACAGUUUGCUCAAUCAUUGGCCAUCAGGAUGUGAUCGAUGAAGAAAUCCUCGAUUUGUGGAUGCAGACGGUGUUGUCGGAGGACACUGGUGGAAUAAAACACCAAGAAGAGCCAGAGCCUGGACACCAAAUGGAGCCAUCGAAUCAGGAACAAGAUGAAAUAGCAUCAGUGCAGACAGAGAAGGAGAAAGAGCAGCUUUUAGAGUUAAAUUCAAGGGAAUCUGAGUUAGUGAGUGACACAGAAAUGUCUUCAUCAACAGUAGAGUCUGGAUUUUUGGACCAGUCUCUCAGUGAAUGGGGCAUACAAAACAGUGAAACUCAGCUACUGAAAACAAGCAGCACUGUGUCAUUUCCAGGCAUAUAUGACAUGUUGGCUAAUGUGUCCGAAUCAGCAAACAUCUCUGAAUUGUCUCCACAACAAUUUAACUCUGGAUCUCCAGAUAAAUUGAUGGAGAAAGCAGCUGAGACAGCGCAGUCAUAUCUGAAAGAGGAGGAUUUAAUCACUGAGAGAGGAUUUCACCCUGAUACAGGAGUCACAUCACCAGAGGCUAGACAUCUGAAUCAGGAGUCGGAUAAAUCACAAGAAAAAACAGAAGAAGUGCAGACUAAGACUGGAUCACAGAAAGAGGUUGAUGCUGAGGUAACUGAUUGGACAGACUCUAAAGAAGCAGAGUUUAAGCCAAUGACAGAAAUGAGCACUCUAUUCAAAGUUGAGAAAACAAAUGCUGAAGAUGAGCCUCUUGAGAUAACUUUGUCUGACUCUCUAGAUCAAAUCAAACCCACUGAAUCAGGACCAUCUAGAAGCAUAUUAGAGGCUUCGUUCAAGGAGGAAAUAGUUUUGACGGAAUCUGGUUUACAAAGCGACACCUGCACUGAAUCCAAGAGCAAGAUGCCCUCCCUGGACAAACCACAACCCGGAUGGUCAGAAGAUAUUGCUGAAUCAUUACCUGGGCUAAACAGGGCGGAGGUGGCAGAACAGCCAACGACAAAGUCUAAAGAUCAGAUAGAGGUGGACACCGUUGCGCUUGACUUUACUGUGCAAAGGUCACGAAUUUCUGUUAAAAAUCCUCGUGUAAGGCCACCCAAAGAUCCCCGCUCCCUUCUACAUAAGCCCUCAGUGGAUCCCACACCCUCUUCACAUGUGUCAGCCAAAGCCCCUGCAGGUGUGCCUCUGAGAGGAUUGGGCAUUGGAAUCAAACUGCCUGGGCUUGGUGCAGGUUUUCCUGUUUUAAAAAAGACACAACGGGUAGUGAGCGAUGAAUGUAGUCCAGAAACCCUCUCACAGGAGACAAAACCAGAGGAGAAGAGUGACGCUCCCAAACAGGAUGAGGCACAACCUAAACCUAAGUGGAUGACACCAAGACAUCCAGGAUUUGGAAAUCCACUGAUGUCCGAGCUGAAGACCAAACUGAAGAAAACCACAAAAGAGUGAGAAGGAGAUUAAUUGUAAUGCUGUGUAUGAUUAUUUGAAUAUAAUAUAGAAAUGGCUUUACUUUGGUGUAUUUAUCAAACUGAAUACGUGGAUGUAAUGUUGUUGUGUCACU